CAGGAGGAGGGGGGAAAGAGAAAUGAAAGGAAAUGGCGCGUCAGACUCUUCUCUCUGGAUCAGCAGGAGAAGAGAAAUGAAAACAUCCCAGUGAGGAGAUUAGGCUCAGAAGCCCACGGCCUGACUUCUACUACCGUUUGUGCUUCCUGCUUCUGCCUGCCAAGCCUCAACAAAGGUGAACUCUUCUGAACUUCUCCUCUAACUGUUAAAUGAAGCUGAGAAGGUUGAGCUACCGCCCGUAGCGCUUUCAGAUCAGAAAGGGCUUUUAGCAAACCAUGGAGCCAGAGCCUCAGCCAGGUGACUUGAUAGAAAUCUUCCGUGCUGGUUAUCAGCACUGGGGUGUGUGCGUUGGAGAUGGAGACAUUGUUCACUUUGUGAACCCCAACUGCUUGCCCAGCUCAUCUGGUUUACAAAGCGUAUUAUUGGGUUGGGUUUGCAGAGGAGAAGUAAGGAAAGGAAAACUCAAGGAAGUGGUUCGCGACAGCAGGUGGCAAAUAAAUAACAAACUGGACAAAACAUACAGACCUCGUCCAACCCAGCAAAUAGUAAAAGACGCCCUUUCAUUUGUGGGUGAGAAGGCGCUCUUCUGUGUCCACUUGCGGAAUUGUGAGCACUUUGCCACCAAGCUGCGCUAUGGCAAAGCUGUGUCUUGGCAGGUGAUUAAGGCUGUAGCAGAAGCAGUAUUUGUGGCAGGAGCAGCAGCAGCAGGAGCAGCAAUAGCAGGACCAGCAGGGGCAGCUGCAGCAGCUACUGCUGCUUUGCUUGUUGUCAAGAAUCCAGCAACUAUGUGAACUUCCUCCUCCUGAAUCUAUUUCUCUGUCUGUACUCAAUGGAAUACUUGAAUUUAAUAAAAUGUGUUGCAAUUUUC
Molecule: messenger RNA, 868 nt
Organism: Toxotes jaculatrix (banded archerfish)
Lineage: Eukaryota; Metazoa; Chordata; Actinopteri; Toxotidae
Product: phospholipase A and acyltransferase 4-like
Exons: 5
Coding region: 276-791 (171 amino acids)
Biological process (GO): N-acylphosphatidylethanolamine metabolic process
Cellular component (GO): cytoplasm
Molecular function (GO): glycerophospholipid phospholipase A1 activity; A2-type glycerophospholipase activity
Source: RefSeq, a predicted model, not a curated record